GCUCCCGUUCUCCUCCCGCUGUUUCGCAUCACCAAUCCCGCCUCAGUAUCCACGAACAAUGGCUUCCUGGAGGUCCUCCUUCGCGCCUCUGGUGCGGAGUCUCGUCCGACUUCCCGAGACAUGCAUCGCAAAACAGACAAACCUCAAAGCCGCUUGGGCUCUCCCAUGCCGGUCCACUACGCCUUCGAUCCGGUCGAUGGCAACCUACGAACGGAAAAAGCCCCAUGUGAACAUCGGAACCAUUGGCCACGUUGAUCACGGAAAGACUACACUGACUGCAGCUAUCACCAAGAACCAGGCCAAGAAGGGUUUUGCCAACUUUGUCGACUACUCGUCCAUCGACAAGGCUCCCGAGGAGAAGGCCCGUGGUAUCACCAUCUCGACCGCCCAUAUUGAAUAUGAAACCGAAAACCGUCACUACUCCCACGUCGAUUGUCCUGGUCACGCCGAUUACAUCAAGAACAUGAUUACUGGUGCCGCCUCCAUGGAUGGUGCUAUCAUUGUCGUUGCUGCUUCCGAUGGUCAAAUGCCCCAAACCCGUGAACAUCUGCUCCUUGCCCGUCAAGUCGGUGUCGACCGCAUCGUCGUCUUCAUCAACAAGGUUGAUGCUAUCGAUGACCCCGAGAUGUUGGAACUCGUUGAGAUGGAAAUGCGCGACCUCCUGACCCACUACGGUUUCGACGGUGACAACACCCCGAUCAUCAUGGGAUCUGCUCUCUGUGGUCUUGAGGACCGCCGUCCCGAGCUCGGUUCCCAGAAGAUUGACGAACUCCUCCUCGCCGUUGACGAAUGGAUUCCUACCCCCGCCCGUGACCUCGAGAAGCCUUUCCUGAUGCCCAUUGAAGACGUUUUCUCUAUCGCUGGUCGUGGUACCGUCGCUACCGGACGUGUCGAGCGUGGACUCCUCAAGAAGGGAGAUGAGAUCGAGCUUGUCGGAUUCAACAAGGAGCCCAUCAAGACCAUCGUGACCGGUAUCGAGACCUUCAAGAAGGACCUCGACUCCGCCCAGGCCGGAGACAACUGCGGUAUCCUCCUCCGCAGUGUCAAGCGCGAGCAGGUUCGCCGCGGCAUGGUCAUGGUCCGCCCCGGUACUACGCGCGCGCACACCAAGUUCCUCGUCUCCACUUACAUCCUCACCAAGGAGGAGGGUGGACGUCAUACCGGAUUCCACGGCAACUACCGCCCCCAGAUGUUCCUGCGCACUUCGGAUGUCUCUUGCACGCUUAACUUUGUCGAGGGAACCGAGGACGCUAGCUCCAAGAUCGUCAUGCCCGGUGACAACAUCGAGAUGGAGGCGUCCAUCCUGCACCCCAUGGCCGUCGAGCAGGGACAGCGCUUCAACCUCCGUGAGGGUGGCCGCACCGUCGCUACUGGUCUUGUCACCCGUAUCAUCGAGUAAACUCUGUUUUUUUUAAUACGGUACGAGAGAAUCAUAAGAAUAAUCUGUUUAUGAUGUUUGUAGGUGAACGAAUCUUGUACGAUUAGGAAAUGCUUGAUUGAGGCGUAUCUGGAUGGGAAGAAAGAAGAAAAAAAAACGCAUGGAAAUGCGAAGGGAAGGAUGAGGGGAUUGUAUAUUGUUCAGCAUUGAAAAUAUGGUUCUCUCCCAUCAAGCUAAUUAAUCGUUCAUAUCACAGGCAGUCCGAUGCUUUGCAGUGCAGUGACACCUGCCGUGUCCACUCCACUUACUCCGUAGAGUACAGACAU
Tricharina praecox is the source of this 1704-nucleotide messenger RNA. Its product is annotated as translation elongation factor Tu. The coding region runs from base 59 to 1399 and encodes 446 amino acids. The record is from RefSeq and is a predicted model, not a curated record. Gene Ontology annotation, biological process: mitochondrial translational elongation. Gene Ontology annotation, molecular function: GTP binding; translation elongation factor activity; GTPase activity. Gene Ontology annotation, cellular component: mitochondrion. NCBI's taxonomy places the organism in Eukaryota, Fungi, Ascomycota, Pezizomycetes, Pezizales, Pyronemataceae. The transcript has 5 exons.